AGUUGGGGUAUUCACCAGUCUGAUCACUGGGCUCCCAGCCUCAGGUUCUAAUCAGGAGCUCUCCUAAGAUGUCAAGGAACCAGUGGAAAGCUGAGGCUGAUGUGAGCUACCACACUCAGCUGAUAUGGCUGUAUCUUCUGAAGGUAGAAUGAGCCCACAGAAUGAUGUUUUUAAAAUACAGCUCUGGGAGUUGAGAAAGGUAUCAAGUACUGUAGCUCCAGGGUUUGGAUGACAUGUAUAGAAGGAGUGAGUCAAUGCAGCUGAGCAUGCCCCAGACUAUGAACCCAGAACUCAAAGCCUUAUCCAUCACUGGAAUGAUUGAAAAUUACAACCACUUCCAAGAGAAAUGGAGUCAGACAUCUCACAAGCCUUCCAGAAAGAACUCACCUGCUUCAUCUGCCUGAGCUGCCUGACAGACCCAGUCACCAUAAGCUGUGGCCACAGCUUCUGUCGAGCCUGCCUCCUCCUUUCCUGGGAAGACAUCCAACCUCCUGUCCAAUGUCCUAUGUGUAGGGAACCAUCACAGAAGGACUUGAGAACCAACAUUGUUCUGAAGAAGCUGGUGUCCAUUACCAGACAAGCCAGCCUCAUGAAGGACCUGAGCUCUGAGGAGCAAAAGUGUGUGACCCACAAGGAUACUAAGAGGAUCUUCUGUGCUGAGAAGAGGAUCUUCCUCUGCCAACUCUGCUCUAACUCCCACGAGCACAGAGGACACAGACACUGUCCCAUUGAAGCAGCGGCUGAGGAGCAAAUGGAAAGAAUUUUGAAGCAAAUGGCAUCUUUAUGGAAGAAGGUCCAAGAAAAUCAAGAGAAUUUAGAGGCAGAAAACAGAAUGAGAACUCUUUGGACGGACUACUUGACUUUUCGGGAAGAAAUGAUCAGGACAGAGUAUAGGAAACUACAUCCACUCCUCUGUGAAGAGGAAGAGAAACAUAUUGAGUCUAUGAGACAUGAAGGCCAAUGUGUUUUAGAGAAACUCAGGACAAGUGAAGCUACGAUGGUCCAAAAUAGAAAACAACUAAGAGAAACUUAUCAGGAGCUGAUGGCAAUGUCCCAGGAGCCAUAUGUGGUCUUGCUGCAGGGUUUGGACGACAUGUUCAGAAGGAGUGAGUCAAUGCAGCUGAGCAUGCCGCAGGCUAUUAAGCCAGAACUCAAUGCACUACCCAUCACUGGACUGACUGAAAGUUACAGGAAGUUCCAAGUGCACAUUUCAUUUUCAAACAUAACCAUUAUCCAUCACAAGAUUAACAUCUUUAAUGCCAUGAGAAGAUUCAGCUUCAGACAUCACCAUAAAGAUACAACUGUGGAUUCUGCUGGAUGCUAUUUUGCUUCCUGGAGAUUACAGAACUUCAUCUUAGGGAAAUAUUACUGGGAGAUUGAUUUGAAGGACUCUAGGGACUGGGCUGUAGGGGUCUGUAAGGAUUCCUUGUUAAGGGAUAGAAACCAGGUGAUGGAACCUGAAGGUGCAUUUCUUCUUGUCUGUGUGAAGGAGGGUAAUCAUUACAGUCUCUUCACCACAUGCCCAGUAUUCCAGCACUAUAUAGAGAAGCCACUGGGCCAAGUUGGUGUGUUCCUUGAUUGUGAAGAGGGAUGUUUAAGUUUCAUUAAUAUUGCCAAGUGUUCCCUCAUACACAAGUACCCUCCUGGCACCUUGAAAAACCCUGUCUGGCCUUACUUCUCCACGGGGGAAAUCUGCAAUCCAGUACCAUAGUGAUUUUUAAGUACUCCCUACUGUAAUGUUACUUUUGUUAUUGCUAUUAAAUAUUAAAAACUAUUAAAUGAAAUUCUGUAGUCCACAUAUUCCACAAAGUAUCCUUAGUUUCAUAGUGAUUUUUGUUUUUAUGUUUUUGCAUACUUGAUGUUAAGUAAUUAUGCUAAGAUACUAAGAGAGUAAGUAGUCUUAGAGACUCAGGCUCUAGUUGGCUGUUAAAGCCCCCUUUAAAUGU
Onychomys torridus (southern grasshopper mouse) is the source of this 1946-nucleotide messenger RNA. RefSeq names its product tripartite motif-containing protein 43-like. The transcript has 10 exons. The record is from RefSeq and is a predicted model, not a curated record. Gene Ontology annotation, molecular function: zinc ion binding; protein binding. NCBI's taxonomy places the organism in Eukaryota, Metazoa, Chordata, Mammalia, Rodentia, Cricetidae. Bases 347 to 1711 code for a protein of 454 amino acids.